Sinocyclocheilus anshuiensis is the source of this 2518-nucleotide messenger RNA. It is a transcript of the gene dph6, whose product is annotated as diphthamine biosynthesis 6. The transcript is spliced from 15 exons. The record is from RefSeq and is a predicted model, not a curated record. Gene Ontology annotation, molecular function: diphthine-ammonia ligase activity. The coding region runs from base 103 to 2124 and encodes 673 amino acids. NCBI's taxonomy places the organism in Eukaryota, Metazoa, Chordata, Actinopteri, Cypriniformes, Cyprinidae. Gene Ontology annotation, biological process: protein histidyl modification to diphthamide.
ACCCGGAAGCGCGCUAGUGUUUACAGCCGAGUGGAAGAACACGUGUGCGACUGCAGAGUCUUGAGUGUGUGUGUGUGUGUGAGCAGCUGUGAAAUAAACACCAUGAGAGUUGCUGCGCUGAUCAGCGGCGGUAAGGACAGCUGUUAUAACAUGCUGCAGUGUGUGUCUGCUGGUCACUCUAUCGUGGCUCUCGCGAACCUCAUGCCUCACACACAUGUUCCAGAUGAGCUGGACAGUUACAUGUAUCAGACGGUGGGUCAUCAGGCCGUGGGUCUGUACGCUGAGGCCAUGGAUGUUCCCCUGUACAGGCGCACUAUUGAGGGCUUCAGUCUGCACACGGCCAGAGAAUACAGCCAGACCGAAGGAGAUGAGGUGGAGGAUCUGUACCAGCUGCUCAAGCUUGUGAAGGAGAAGGAGCAUGUUGAGGCAGUAUCUGUUGGGGCCAUUCUGUCCGACUACCAGAGAGUACGUGUGGAAAAUGUGUGUGCGAGACUGCAGCUCCAGCCGCUGGCGUACCUGUGGCGCCGAGACCAGGCCGAGCUGCUCAGAGAGAUCAUAUCAAGUGGCCUCCAAGCCCUCCUCAUCAAAGUGGCAGCGUACGGCCUGGAUCCAGAGAGACAUUUAGGAAAAUCCCUGGCGGAGAUGGAAGCGUAUCUGCACGAGCUUUCAGAGAAGUAUGGAGUUCAUAUCUGUGGAGAAGGAGGCGAGUAUGAGACCUUCACCGUUGACUGCCCGCUCUUCAAGAAGAAGAUCGUCAUUGACUCGAUGGAGACGGUCAUCCACUCGGCCGAUGCCUUCGCUCCUGUUGGAUACCUGCGCUUCACACGCAUGCACACGGAGGACAAGAGAGAAGGCUCCGGAGGGCGGCCUCUGCCUCUCAGUAGAUGUCCUUGCCAGAACGCCAUUGACAGCAUGACAGAAGAGCUGGAAUAUGCUGAUAAAACUCCAGACGUCCAGGGAGGAUGUCCAUCAAACGCUGAGCGCAGUUGUCAGUCGGAGCUGGGUUGUCUGCCGUCACACUCGUCCAGGAGUUCAUCAGGUUACCAGUGGAUAUCCGGUCUAACAGCGCUUCAGUCCGAACACCCAGACAUCCAGAGCCAAACCCGGCACGUCUUCACACUCCUGCAAAGGCAGCUGCAGGAGAACGGUCUGCUGAUGAAGCACGUGCUCCUGGUUCAUCUCUACGUGAGCGACAUGGAGAACUUCAGUCAGAUCAACUCUGUCUACUGCACCUACUUCACUCACAAUCCUCCAGCCAGGGUCUGUGCUCAGGUGUGGCUCCCGGUCUCUCAGCAGCUGCGGAUGGACGUUCUGCUUCAGGACGGGACGGUGGUCUGCGAGGAGGACGAUUUUCCUCAGAGAGACACGCUUCAUGUCCAGAGUCUGUCCCACUGGGCCCCGGCCAACAUCGGGCCCUACAGUCAAGCCGUGCAGGUGCGGGAGGCGGUGUUCUGCGCGGGACAGAUCGCUCUGGUGCCCUGCUCCAUGCAGCUGGUGAAGGGGCCGGUGGCUCUCCAGGCUCGGCUCUGCUUCAGUCACAUGGAGAAGGUUCUGUGUGCGAUGGACUCCAGACUCACACUGGCUCACGUGCUGCAGGCGCACAUUUAUAUCACUCACCGUGAACACGCCGCAGCCGUCACAGAGGCCUGGAACACCAAACUACAGGACGUCCAGGUGGAGAGCAGCGUUGCGGUCGUGCCGUCGUUACCCAGAGGAGCAGCGGUGGAGCUGCAUGUCACGGCUGUGCUGGACCGUCCCACAGACAGAGCGUCUCAUCUCUCCGUCUCACAGAUCCCGGGGUGCAGCGUCGAGUGCCGUCUGCUGCAGUCCAGCUGCGCUCGAUACGCCUCUCUGUCUCUCAGCGUGUGUUUGAGCGAUCCUCACGCAGCAGCCGAGAGCGUCACCGAUCAGCUGCUGUCUUCAUACCGGAGCGCUCUUCUCAAGACCACCGGUCUCUCUGCUCUGUGUGCCAGAGUUUUCUAUAAGAGCCACAACUCGCUCGUCACUCAGAUCGCCACAGGGUUGCAGGCUCUGGAUCGCUGCGGUGCUGCUGUGGCUCUGGUUCCUGCUGAAGAUCUGCCGGAUCGGUGUGUCCUCCGCGUCUCCUGCUGGCUCAGUGUGUAGCAGACCUUCUCUGACUGCAUCAGAUUGUUGAUCUCGAGCUCAGAUUGAGUCCAUGACGCCUGUAAUCUAUGAUGCUCUCUUUGUGUUAUCAAAUGCAUGCAUAUUUGUGUUUGUUAAAGGGUUCAUUCACCCAAAUGAUGGUUCUGUCAUUCAUGUCAUUCCAAACCUUUCGUUCUUGAACACAAACACAAGUGCAUGCUUCUCUUUUCCCUUCAGUGGAAUUGUAUAGCAGUUUUUUCUUCCCCCAGCUAAAGCAGUUUUGUUAGUGAAACAGCUUGUAAACAAUGUCAUGUAAUGUCACAUUUUCCUCAUGAAAGACAUUCAAUGUCCAUAAACAAAAAUAACUAGAGAGGAGCAUUUUGAUAAAUUACUAGUGCUGUCGAGCGAUUAAUCG